Molecule: messenger RNA, 2012 nt
Organism: Eleginops maclovinus (Patagonian blennie)
Lineage: Eukaryota; Metazoa; Chordata; Actinopteri; Perciformes; Eleginopidae
Product: keratin, type II cytoskeletal 8-like
Exons: 9
Coding region: 95-1561 (488 amino acids)
Biological process (GO): intermediate filament organization; keratinization
Cellular component (GO): keratin filament
Molecular function (GO): structural constituent of skin epidermis
Source: RefSeq, a predicted model, not a curated record
AGUCAGACACUCAGAGGGACUUGGCUCUCCUUUUGAACACUGCUUUUCAUCUGUUCACUUCUUGUCAGAGUUACCAACCUCCACCACUGCAAACAUGACGUCCAGGAAGUCAUACUCAGUCUCCAGCUCUUCUAACUUGAGGAGGUCCAUGGCACCAAGCACCUUCGCCGUACAAAGAACCAGUUACGGUGUUGGUUCUAGUGCUGGAGGUGCUUUCGGUGCAGGAGCUGGUUCAGGUUUUAGUUCAAGCGGAGGUUAUAAUGGAGGUUUUAGUUCAGCUAGUUCUGGUGGUUAUGGCUUUCGUUCUAGCCAAGCAGGAGUCCUCAUGGGCACACCGAUCACAGCUGUCACAGUCAACCAGAGCCUGCUGACCCCUCUGAACCUUGCUAUUGACCCCAACAUCCAGUCUGUUCGCACCCAUGAGAAGGAGCAGAUCAAGACCCUCAACAACCGCUUUGCUUCCUUCAUCGACAAGGUCCGGUUCCUGGAGCAGCAGAACAAGAUGCUGGAGACCAAAUGGAGCCUCCUGCAGGACCAGACCACAACCCGCUCCAACAUCGAUAGCAUGUUCGAGGCUUACAUCGCCAACCUGCGCAGACAGCUUGACGGACUGGGCAAUGAGAAGGUCAAGCUGGAGGGAGAGCUGAGGAACAUGCAGGGUCUGGUUGAGGACUUCAAGAAUAAGUAUGAAGAUGAAAUCAACAAACGUGCAGCUGCAGAGAACGAGUUUGUGCUCUUGAAGAAGGAUGUUGAUGGUGCCUACAUGAACAAGGUGGAGCUGGAAGCCAAGGCUGAUGCUCUUCAGGAUGAAAUCAACUUCCUCAGGGCCGUCUAUGAGGCUGAACUUCGUGAGCUUCAGGGCCAGAUCAAGGACACCUCCGUCAUCGUGGAGAUGGACAACAGCCGUAACCUGGAUAUGGACUCCAUUGUGGCUGAAGUGCGUGCUCAGUAUGAGGACAUUGCCAACCGCAGCAAGGCUGAAGCAGAGGGCUGGUACAAACAGAAGUAUGAGGAGAUGCAGAGCUCUGCCGGACAGUAUGGUGACGACCUGCGCUCAACAAAGGCCGAGAUUUCUGAGCUGAACCGCAUGAUUGCCCGUCUUCAGAAUGAGAUUGAGGCUGUCAAGGGACAGAGGGCCAGUCUUGAGGCACAGAUUGCAGAGGCUGAGGAGCGUGGUGAGAUAGCAGUGAAAGAUGCCAAACACCGCAUCAAAGACCUGGAGGAUGCUCUGCAGAGAGCCAAGCAGGACAUGGCCCGCCAGGUGCGCGAAUACCAGGAGCUGAUGAACGUCAAGCUGGCCCUGGACAUCGAAAUUGCCACCUACAGGAAACUGCUCGAAGGAGAGGAGGACAGACUGACCAGCGGAGGAGCAAGUGCAACCAUCCAUGUGCAGCAGUCCUCUAGUGGUGGGCUGUCCAGUGCCAACUCUGGAUUUGGCUAUGGUGGCGGCUACGGAAACAGCAUGAGUGGCAGCUACAGUGGUGGUGGCUACAGUGGUGGCUACGGUGGCAGCAUCAAAACUUCCACAAAGCAAACUACAUCCAGCUCCAGAAGAUAUUAAAAAAAGGAGAGCCGUCCCUCUUCCCCAUCAGUAACUCAUGAAUUUGAUCUAAUUCUGUACCCAUCCAUGGUGCUAUGCAAUGUUUUUAAGCAUGUUCAACGAGACAGAUGAAUCUAUUCCGUCAAACGGUUAUCAGUUGGGUUCAAUACCACUGGCUUUCCGACUGUUAACAAGACUUUUUUGUACUAGCUAAAGAUGUCCUUUAAUACAGGGAGGCCAGGUCAGUUGUUUCUGCAUCGACAAAUAGGAAAAAAGCACAAGGUGAAGGAUUGUGAAAACUAUGCAAGGAAACCAUUUGAUUGUCAUCAAUCUUGUCAACUUAGACACCUAAGUUCAAAUAUUAUGUUGAAACUAGAUGUAUUUCUAAAAGCCUUCCUACGAACUAUGACUAAUGAACAUUGCUGCAAAUUACAUCAAAUGAAUGUGAAUAAAGUAAAUCUGAGAACUGAAA